Osmia bicornis bicornis is the source of this 5298-nucleotide messenger RNA. RefSeq lists its product as uncharacterized. Gene Ontology annotation, molecular function: nucleic acid binding. The record is from RefSeq and is a predicted model, not a curated record. Gene Ontology annotation, biological process: DNA integration. The coding region runs from base 1 to 5298 and encodes 1765 amino acids. NCBI's taxonomy places the organism in Eukaryota, Metazoa, Arthropoda, Insecta, Hymenoptera, Megachilidae. The transcript has a single exon.
AUGGCGCCUACCGCUUUGAAAAGGCUCAUUACGGUGCAGUACACGCGAUUAGCAGAAAUCGAGUUGUCGAGCUCUCGAUUAAGAGACAAAGGUCGCAGCACUUUUAAUCGAAAUAUUAUAGCUUCGCGAAUCGAGUCCCUACAGGAAAUCUGGAAGGAUGUGCGUAGCGCGCAUGCUGAUAUUUCAAUUCGUGAUGAGGCGGAGGGCGACGCGUAUCUUACGGAUAAUGUGAUUGGCCGCUUGCAAUCGACAUACGAAGAUACGCUUGAUUUUUUGUUGACUGUACAAGCGGAAUUGGAGGCUGCAGAGCAGCCUACCUUGCCGACCGGGCCACCGAACGCUAGCUCUUCUUUAACACUCGAGCACCGCGCGGCUAAACUUCCCAAAUUAGAUUUGCCCACGUUUUCCGGUCAAUACGAGGACUGGGAAAAUUUCUGUGAUUUGUUCACUAGCUUAGUACACAAUGCACCCGGCUUGGCUGAUGCAAGCAGGUUGCAAUAUUUAAAAACUUGUUUAAAGGGGGCGGCUGCGGAUCUCGUUAAAGAUGUGACGACUACGAACGCGAAUUAUUCGGCGACGUGGCAAGCUUUGAAGGCGCGUUUUCACAAUCCGCGUUUGAUUGUGUACAAACAUUUAAGGGCACUUUUGGAUAUGCCAUAUUUGAAAAAAGAAUCCGCAACAGAGUUGCGUUCAUUUGCUGACGAAGCUCAGCGUAUAGUACGGGCGUUAACAAAUUUGCAAAUGCCAGUAGGGCAUUGGGAUAUUUGGUUUGUUUAUAUCCUAGCGGCUCGUCUGGACUCCGAUUCUCAAAAAGCGUGGGAGACGGAAUUAAGUGUUAGGGAUCGUCGUAUGGUUUUAGAUAGCGUCGCGGAAUUGGGGGACGUAAACCCUUUAGAUCGAUUUCCGAAAUUCGCGGAUUUAUCCGAGUUUUUAGAAAAACGCGUUCAGGCGCUCAGUAUGGUCGCUUCAAAUAGUAUUAAACCGGAAAAAGGGCCUUCAGCUAUACCUAAGACUGUACUGGGCUCGCGACGGGUAUUCCAUGCUGUUUCGUCUCAACCUUUAGUUGAUGGGAAACCGAAGUGUCCCUUGUGUACUGGCGCGCACUGGUUAGCCAAGUGCUAUAAAUUCCAGGCCAAGAGACCUUUCGACCGCCGUAGAGAGGUACGCCGGUUACAACUCUGUUACAAUUGUUUUGGCCGUCAUAGGGUGUCCGACUGUCGUUCGUCUUUCCGUUGCACGCAAUGCAAGGAAAGGCACCAUAGUAUGAUUCAUUUGGUACAGGCCAGCGGUUCUCAGUCAAAGGAAAAAGAUUCGUUUGAGUCACAGGGUUCAAACGACGGGAAACCCUCUACGUCCUCGGGUGUUAAUGUGCACACUGCACGUGUUCUUUCGCGUAGGUAUACGGUGCUGUUAGCAACUGCUCAGUUAACGUUGGAAGGGCCACACGGGGCGCGGACCCGUGUGCGGGCUUUGCUAGAUCAGGGAUCUCAAAGUUCGUUUAUAUCCGAAUCAGUUGCUAACCUUCUAGGUUUACGAAAGCGUCGCGUUGAUGUUCCGUUAAUGGGUCUCGGUGCGAAGUCUGCCGGCACUGCCUGUCUGGCUACGAGUUUUAAAAUAUGUUCGUUAGUUGACCUGUUGUUUCAACUCGAAACGGAAGCGUUGAUCCUGCCGAAACUCACGUCGCAGCUUCCGGCUCGACACAUCAUGGAGUUGGAUCUCGGAUCGUUCGCGGGGUUGUCUUUGGCGGACCCACAAUUUUAUAUUCCGGGAUCGGUCGACGUUAUUUUUGGUGCAGACAUUUAUGGUCAAUUGUUGCGUUCGGGACUGCGUAGUUUUCCUCCCUCGUCCCUGAUUGCGCAGGAGACGGUCCUUGGUUGGAUUGUCUCCGGCCCUGUACGUUCGGACGGUUCACGGCGGGCGGUCCACCAUUUAGCCGCGCCACUUCACAUGUUGCAUUGUACCGCGGAGCAUGACCUAGACGAGUCGCUACAGCGGUUUUGGAACCUCGAAGAUUUACCAGCGGCCACGUCGCUGAAACCAUUAGACGAAGCGUGCGAAAGAUUGUUUCGAGAGUCACACGGUCGUAAUGCAGACGGUCGGUUUAUUGUACGUCUUCCGUUAAAAUCUGAACCGCCAGCGGUUGGUCCGGAAACCAGACGUAUGGCUAUCGGCUCUCUUGCGCAUAUGUAUCGCCGGUUUGAUCGCGAUUCUAGACUUGCAUCGGCAUACCGCGAAUUUAUGUCCGUUUAUGAAAGUUUAGGACAUAUGGAGCGUGUUCCCGCGUCGGAGCUUGUUAAUUCGCGUGCAUGGUACCUUCCACAUCAUGCGGUCGUGCAAUCGACGCCGUCAAAGUGGAAGAUUAGAGUAGUUUUUGAUGCGUCGCGAAAGACUCGCGAAGGUCAAUGUUUAAAUGAUUUUCUUUUGCCGGGACCUGCUCUUCAGCGUGAUCUCUCGUUGAUCUUAUUAAAUUGGCGACGGUAUCGUUUUGUGUUUACGGCGGACGUUGUUAAAAUGUUUAGGCAAAUUUGCGUCGCGCGCGUUGAUCAAGAUUUGCAAAGGAUAGUAUGGGCUCCUAGCUCGUCGGAGACGCCGGUGGAAUACCGGUUGACAACCGUGACUUAUGGGACGGCGUGUGCUCCCUAUCUCGCGAUUCGUACGCUUCUACAAUUAGCGGAGGAUGAAAAAUCGCGCUUCCCUCUCGGUGCCCAGUGUUUAAUAUACAACACGUAUGUGGACGAUACGUUUUCGGGCGCGGACGAGCUCGCCGUCGCGGUGCGCACCCGACGGGAGCUCAUUGACCUUUUAAAAUCGGCGGGCGUUGAGUUAGAUAAAUGGGCCGCGAAUCAUGCUGAUUUGCUGCCGGGCAAUACACAGCAAUCUGGGACGGAAGACUCAAAAUCAAUAGGUAUCGAUGAGUCUGUCAAAACUUUAGGGGUUCAGUGGAAUCCAGAUCGGGAUGAAUUUCGUUUCACUACGUUAGAUUUUAAAGGCUUAACCGGAGCAGUGACCAAGCGGUCUGUUCUCUCUAAUAUUGCGCGCUUGUUUGAUCCGCUGGGGUGGUUGGCUCCGAUUACGAUAACCGCCAAGAUUUUGAUGCAGGAUCUUUGGAUUCUAAAGAUUGGAUGGGACUCUGUUCUACCACUAGAUGUGCAGGAUAGAUGGCGUGAUUAUUGUAGCUCCCUUUCAAUUUUGCCUGCCUUGUCAAUUAGUCGAUGGUUGGGAGCCUCUUGCGACUCGGGUUCGCAGAUUCAUGGGUUCUCAGACGCCUCAUCUCGUGCUUAUGCUGCAGCAAUUUAUAUUAGAAUUCAUGAGGGAAAUGGUCGGUUUCGAGUUUCUCUGCUAUCCGCGAAAAGUAAAGUUGCUCCUGUGAAAACAGUGAGCAUUCCUAAUUUAGAGUUGUGUGGGGCCGUAUUACUUGUCAAGCUUCUUUGCCAUGUUCGUAAACUAGAUUUUUUACAGAAUUUGCCUGUUUUUACUUGGUCUGACAGUCAAAUUGUUUUGACUUGGCUUCGCAAACAUCCAUGCCAUUGGAAAACUUUUGUGGCGAACCGUGUAUCGUUCAUCCAGACAGAGUUGCCGGGUGCUAUAUGGGCGCAUGUGCCCACAAAUGAGAAUCCCGCAGAUUUGGCUACACGUGGUAGUAAGCCUGUAGACUUGAUACAUGCAAACCUGUGGUGGCAUGGGCCUGAUUGGCUUGCGAUGCCCGAGGAGCACUGGCCGAAAGCGCCGCUAGCUCCGCAGGUCUUGCAUGUUGAAGCGACUCCGAGUGAUCCGGAGAUUUUGUGUAGAUUUUCUACGUUGACUCGGUUAACUCGUGUUGUGGCUUUUUGUUUACGUCCAUUGGUUAGUUUGCGAAGGCGCAAGGACAAUCUUUCUAAAUUACCUGAUUUUUUGACCACAUCAGAAUUGUCUGCAGCACGAAUUGCAAUAGUUAAGUUGGCACAGGCGCAUGCUUUUGAUUCAGAAAUUAAAUUGUUACAGAUGGGGAAAAGUUUACCGAAGCGUAACCCUUUGCUUAGUUUAAAUCCGUUUGUGGACAAGAUGGACGGUGUUCUGCGCGUUGGGGGUCGUCUAGUAAAUUCGAGUUUGUCUCACGAUCGCAAGCAUCCACCUAUUUUACCGCGUCGUUCUCCACUUAGUCGUUUGUUUGUUCGGCACGCGCAUCGUUCCUGUCUUCACGGUGGACCUACACUCACGAUGAAUACGGUUUUACAAUAUGCAUGGAUUCUCGGUAGGACCCGUCUGGUCAAAACGGAGAUUCGACAAUGUGUCACUUGUCAACGCGUCAAGCCACGUUUGGCCUGGCAAAUGAUGGGCAAUCUGCCUGCCACGCGGAUUACACCAGCUCGACCGUUUUCUUCCGCCGGUUUAGAUUAUGCUGGACCUUUUCAGGUUCGCACUGCUAAGGGUCGGGGUUAUAAAUGUUAUAAGGGUUAUAUUGCACUUUUUGUUUGUUUCACGACACGAGCAAUCCACCUUGAAGUAGUGAGCGAUCUCACGACUCGGAUGUUUCUUGCCGCGUAUCGGCGUUUCGCAGGACGUCGAGGGGUCUGCCGGAACCUUUAUAGUGAUAAUGCUACCACGUUCCAAGCCGCGGAUAAAGAGUUGCGGGCCAUGUUUAUAGCGGCUUCGGAUUUUUAUAAGAGUGUAGCCGCCACUCUCGCGAAUGACGGAACGACUUGGACGUUCAUCCCUCCGAAUUCUCCCCACUACGGAGGUUUAUGGGAAGCGGGGGUAAAAUCGGUUAAACAUCACUUGAAACGGGCGAUCGGUGAUCGACCUUUAACCUUUGAGGAGUUUUCAACUGUUUUAGUAGAAAUUGAGGCGUGCCUCAAUUCGCGGCCUCUUUGCCCUUUGAACGCGGAUAUUGAAGAUCUGCAGGCUUUGACACCUGCGCAUUUUCUCGGUGUAGCUUCAGGGUUAGUUCCAGACGAAUCACCCCCCGACGUGUCAGAGAAUCGUCUUGAACGGUUUCAAUUGCUUCAAUCGAUUAGAAACAAUUUUUGGAAGAAAUGGUCGGAGGAAUACCUGCAGCAUCUGCAAGAGCGUUCAAAAUGGCGAGGACCAACGGAAAAUUUCGCGGUCGGUCAACUGGUUCUCGUGCGGGACGACCGGUAUCCUCCUUCGAAAUGGCCUCUCGGGCGCGUUACUGAAGUCCACCUUGGACCGGAUGGUUUAGUGAGAGUAGUCACGGUACGAACGGCUACUUCUUGUUUAAAGCGGCAUGUUGCGCGAUUAUGCCCGUUAUGGUUAGAGCGGAGUCCAUCCAAGCCUGCGGCGGAUAAUACUAUAAUUUGA